This is a messenger RNA of Sparassis crispa, 1356 nucleotides long. Its product is annotated as FAD-dependent monooxygenase OpS4. The coding region runs from base 1 to 1356 and encodes 451 amino acids. The record is from RefSeq and is a predicted model, not a curated record. Gene Ontology annotation, biological process: secondary metabolite biosynthetic process. Gene Ontology annotation, molecular function: FAD binding; monooxygenase activity. The transcript is spliced from 4 exons. NCBI's taxonomy places the organism in Eukaryota, Fungi, Basidiomycota, Agaricomycetes, Polyporales, Sparassidaceae.
AUGGAUGCCAGCUCGCCAGUGAGCACUCGCAAGGCAGAGUUACCCCUGCACAUUCUCAUUGUAGGCUGCGGCAUUGGAGGUCUCACCGCUGCACACUGUCUCGGGCUGGUCGGACACCGGAUAACCAUUCUCGAGGCAGCAGAGGCAUUAGGGGAAGUCGGCGCAGGCAUCCAGGUAUCGCCCAACGUCACUCGCCUGCUCACCCGCUGGGGUCUCGGCCAGGCACUUGCAGAAAUUGCAGUGAAGCCCGAAGCAAUCGUCUUUCGCAGGUACUGCACGGGAGAGAGGGUAGGGUACUCGAAGUGGGCAGAGAAGAUGGAGAUAUUCGGCGCUCCGUAUUACCACAUCCACCGCGCUGACUUCCACAAGUUGUUGUUCGACCUCGCCGCGCCGUACAUGACACUGCGCCUCAAGUCCACGGUAGUUGCUGUUGACCCGGAUGAGCCCUCGGUCACGCUCGCGUCCGGGGAGGUAGUACGUGGGGACCUCAUCGUAGGCGCAGACGGUGUGAAGAGCUUCAUCCAACGCGUCGUGCUCGGACAUGUGAACCCCGCGCAGGCGACCGGUGAUGCGGUAUACCGCGCGCUAAUCCCGACGGCACUCAUGAUCACGGAUCCGGAUCUGAAGCCGCUCGUAGACACGCCAGAGAUGACGGGUUGGAUGGGCCCACGGCGACACAUCAUGGGCUACAAUGUGCGCGCGAAGAAGGCUUACAACCUCGUCAUGGCACAUCCGGAUGACGGUUCCGUCGAGUCGUGGACAGCGGAGGGCAGUGCAGAGAAGAUGCGCGCGGACUUCGCUGACUUCGAGCCCCGAAUCCAGAAGAUGAUGGCCCUGGUCAAUUCGACGCUGAAGUGGAGGCUGAUGGACCGCCAGCCACUGAAGACUUGGAUCCACAAGUCUGCGCGCGUUAUUCUCCUCGGCGACGCGUGCCACCCGAUGCUCCCCUAUCGUGCGCAAGGGGCUGCGAUGGCCAUCGAGGAUGCAGCAGUACUCGGGAAACUGCUGUCUCACCUAUCAUCCGUGGUGCAGCUCACGCCUCUACUUCACGCGUACGAAGCCCUGCGGCUGCCACGCACAGCAGCGACGCAAGCAUCCUCUCGGCUGAACCAGACGAUCUUCCAUCUACCCGACGGACCCGAGCAACGGGCACGCGACGCGGCGAUGCACACGGCCAUGGAGGCUGAGCUUGCAGGGUCGACUACGGAUAAAGGCGACGGGAAUCCGAACCAGUGGGCAGACCAGAAUAAAAACGAGGCACAGUUCGGGUAUGAUGCGGAAGAGGUUGCGGAGCGGUGGUGGCGAGAGGUGGGGGAAAGGGGUAUAGGCGCACUUGAGGUGCAAAGCAGGCUGUAA